AUGUGGCCCAGAUUCCAAGCAACAUCAUCAAAACCACCGAUACACCGGCGGCGAUUGCUUGAACGACUAAUGUCGAGUUGUCCGGCUCGAAUUCAAGUUGAAUGA
Molecule: messenger RNA, 105 nt
Organism: Haemonchus placei
Lineage: Eukaryota; Metazoa; Nematoda; Chromadorea; Rhabditida; Trichostrongylidae
Source: the annotation of a GenBank genome assembly